Molecule: messenger RNA, 377 nt
Organism: Cokeromyces recurvatus
Lineage: Eukaryota; Fungi; Mucoromycota; Mucoromycetes; Mucorales; Mucoraceae
Exons: 2
Coding region: 37-288 (83 amino acids)
Biological process (GO): vacuole fusion, non-autophagic
Molecular function (GO): endopeptidase inhibitor activity
Source: RefSeq, a predicted model, not a curated record
UUUUUUUUUUUUCUUUUUGUUUCUUCAUUAAUAAAAAUGUCUUCUUCUAAUUAUAUUGUUGCCUUCAAAAGAGAUACUCCUGAUGAAGUUAUUGACAAACAUAUCAAGGACUGCGAAUCUUCUGGUGCCAAAAUUAAGCAUAGAUAUAAUGCUGCUAUUAAAGGUUUUUCUGUAGAAGUACCUGACGAGACUGUUAGUGCCUUAUCUUUCAAUCAUCCUCAAAUUCUUCAUGUUGAAUCUGAUGGAGAAGUCACUACUCAAGGAAAAUCUCUCCUUACUUCUUCUUAAUUAAAAAAAAAUAUUCCCUUUAGUUUUUUUGUGAUAUACAUAGUAGUAAUAACGUGCACAUGACGAAAUAAAUAUUAUUUUGUAUAAAA